GCAUCCCCCGCCGGAGCCGGGCCGCCCGCAGCGGGAGGGGCUCGGCUGCUCCCCGGCUCCGCUCGGCUCGCUCGUGCCCUGGCCCGGCCCCGGCGCGGAGGAGGCUGACGGCGCUCCGGGCUCAUCCCGCCGCUCGCUGCCGCUGCGGCUCCGCUCCCCGCCGGCUCCGGGGGCUCACAGCGCACCAUGGAGGCUCGCGGGUCCCAUCGCUGCCGCCUUGCCUAAGCUGAAGGUAUGUGCCACUCCUGGUGUGGUUUAUAAACCCAGCUUCUGAAAAGGAGGUUCUGUGGCUCAGCAAGUGGCCCUAGCAGGGAUUCUGUCCCUGGGGUGCCCAUCCAAGGGGAGAAGACACUUGCAGGAGCAGCGAAGGGAUGCAAAGUUGUCUUCCAAGAUGACUCUUAUGCCUGGAGAGAAUUCCGACUAUGACUAUAGUGCCCUGAGCUGUACUUCAGAUGCUUCCUUCAACCACACGUUCUUUCCAGAAUCUGAAACCCUCAAGGGAGUGUUUUACCAAAGAGCCAGGCUAAUCCACCCUCAGGAGGAUCUCCUCAAAGGCUUCCACCCCGACGACCGCAAGCGUCACAUCAUUAUCAACGUGGGGGGCAUCAAGUACCUGCUGCCCUGGACCACGCUCGACGAGUUCCCCCUGACACGCCUGGGACAGCUCAAGUUCUGCACUAAUUUUGACGACAUUCUGAACAUCUGUGACGAUUAUGAUGUGACGUGCAAUGAGUUCUUCUUCGACCGCAACCCGGGGGCGUUCAGGACGAUCCUGACCUUCCUGCGGGUCGGCAAACUCCGGCUCCUGCGGGAGAUGUGCGCGCUGUCCUUCCAGGAGGAGCUGCUCUACUGGGGCAUUGAGGAAGACAACUUGGACUGGUGUUGUAAAAGGAGAUACCUGCAAAAAAUGGAGGAGCUCACAGAGAUUAGUGAACGGGAGGAUGACCUCCUAGAAAAUGAAACAACAGGUGAAACAGUAGAGGAGACAAAAAUUGGUUUGUGCAUGAGAAAGUUGCAAGACAUGGUGGAAAGGCCCCAGUCUGGCCUUCCUGGAAAGGUGUUUGCGUGUUUGUCUGUUUUGUUUGUAACUAUUACAGCAGUGAACUUAUCCAUCAGCACCAUGCCUGACCUGAGGGAGGAGGAGGAAAAGGGUGAGUGUUCCCAGAUGUGCUACAAUAUUUUCAUUGUGGAGUCCGUGUGUGUGGCAUGGUUCUCCCUGGAGUUCCUGCUCCGAUUCAUCCAGGCCAGGAGCAAGUUUGCGUUCCUGCGGAGGCCGCUGACGCUGAUAGACAUAAUCGCCAUCCUGCCCUACUACAUCACCCUGCUGGUGGACACGGGCUCCGAGGGCUCCAAGAAGCCCAGCUCGGGCAACAUCUACCUGGACAAGGUGGGGCUGGUGCUGCGGAUCCUGCGGGCGCUGCGCAUCCUGUACGUGAUGCGGCUGGCGCGGCACUCGCUGGGGCUGCAGACGCUGGGGCUGACGGCACGGCGCUGCACGCGCGAGUUCGGGCUGCUGCUGCUCUUCCUGUGCGUGGCCAUCGCGCUCUUCGCGCCCCUGCUCUACGUCAUCGAGAACGAGAUGGCCGACUCGCAGGAGUUCACCAGCAUCCCCGCCUGCUACUGGUGGGCAGUCAUCACCAUGACCACCGUAGGCUACGGGGACAUGGUGCCCAGGAGCAUCCCCGGGCAGGUGGUGGCCCUGAGCAGCAUCCUCAGCGGCAUCCUCCUCAUGGCCUUCCCGGUCACCUCCAUCUUCCACACCUUCUCGCGCUCCUACCUGGAGCUGAAGCAGGAGCAGGAGAGGAUCAUGUACAGGAGAGCGCAGUUCUUACUGAAGGCCAAGUCUCAGAUGAGCAAUGAGUCACAAGGCAGCGAGGUUUUGUUCACCACUCUCUCUUCCGAGACUAGGGACAAUGAGUGAAAUUUACGUUCCUGUUUCUCUUGCUGUCGUUGUAUUAGAUUCUAUCUUUUGAUUCGCUCUGGAAGCACCUUACAAAGGUAAUCCUCAUAUUAAAACGAAGAGAAGGGGCUC
Molecule: messenger RNA, 2032 nt
Organism: Camarhynchus parvulus
Lineage: Eukaryota; Metazoa; Chordata; Aves; Passeriformes; Thraupidae
Gene: KCNG1
Product: potassium voltage-gated channel modifier subfamily G member 1
Exons: 4
Coding region: 392-1921 (509 amino acids)
Biological process (GO): regulation of delayed rectifier potassium channel activity; protein homooligomerization; potassium ion transmembrane transport
Cellular component (GO): membrane; voltage-gated potassium channel complex
Molecular function (GO): delayed rectifier potassium channel activity
Source: RefSeq, a predicted model, not a curated record